Molecule: messenger RNA, 1203 nt
Organism: Cyclocybe aegerita
Lineage: Eukaryota; Fungi; Basidiomycota; Agaricomycetes; Agaricales; Hemipholiotaceae
Source: the annotation of a GenBank genome assembly
AUGCCGACGUGGACGAUGAGCUCGACCCAUUUGGUGGUCGGAAGACAAACUGGAGGUCGCCCCCGAUCCCGGGAUUGGUCGUCCGAAGUGACCCGACGCGGCGGAAAAGUCGUCACGCCGCACGGAAAUCCACGCUCAAGCGACUUUCUCUCUUACACCUCGACCACCACCACCACCUCCACAAAAAUGCUUGCCCGCUCUGCUGCUCGCGUCCUGGCCGCGCCCCAGACCCGUCUUUUCUCUGCCUCAGCAGCGCACCGCACCAAGGUGGCCGUUCUCGGUGCCGGAGGAGGAAUUGGCCAACCUCUCUCCCUGCUCCUCAAAAGUGACCCCCUUGUCACCUCCCUCAGCCUCUACGACAUCCGCGGCGCACCUGGUGUCGCCGCUGAUGUGAGCCACGUCGAUACUGGUAGCGAGGUGCAAGGGUACGCUGCCGACCAGCUCGACCAAGCUCUCGAGGGCGUUAAGGUUGUUGUCAUCCCUGCUGGUGUCCCCAGGAAGCCUGGUAUGACCCGUGACGACCUCUUCAACACAAACGCCUCCAUCGUCCGCGACCUCGCUUCCGCAGUCGGCCGCGUCGCCCCCGACGCCCACAUCCUCGUCAUCUCCAACCCCGUCAACUCCACCGUCCCCAUCGUCGCCGCCACGCUUGAGAAAGCCGGCGUCUUUGACCCGCGUCGCGUCUUCGGUGUCACCACCCUCGACGUCGUCCGUGCCGCACGCUUCCUCGCUGGCGUCGUCGGCGCCACACCCGCGGAGACCGCCGUCACCGUCGUUGGCGGCCACUCCGGGCCGACGAUUGUACCCCUGCUCUCGCAGACCAAACUCGGCAAGGACGUCAAGGGUGAGGUGUAUGACAAGCUCGUGCACCGCAUCCAGUAUGGUGGGGACGAGGUCGUGAAGGCGAAGGAUGGCGCGGGCAGUGCGACGCUCUCGAUGGCGUAUGCGGGUGCCAAGUUCACGAACACGCUCCUCCAGGGCUUGAACGGGGAGAAGGGCGUUGUUGCGCCUACGUUCGUCAAGAGCCCGCUCUUUGUUGACCAGGGUAUCGAUUUCUUCUCGUCGAACGUCGAGCUUGGCCCCAACGGUGUCGAGAAGAUCCACCCCCUCGGCGAACUGUCUGCUGAGGAAGAGAAGCUCCUCGCUGCCUGCUUGCCCGAGCUCAAGAAGAACAUCGAGAAGGGCAAGGCUUUUGUCGCUUAG